AUGGUCAAUGAGGCUAAUGGCAGUUUUCCACGGAACAGGAAGCCAGACUUCAGGCCAGACAUGGCAUCCGAUAUAGUGGGUCAUCUUGUGGUCCAAAGUGCCAGUCAGGGGGUCGUCCCAAUCACGCUGACCAGGCCCUGGUGGUCGUUGCGUGGAGGCAGCAGCAGCAGCGGAGGUGGUGGUGGUAGUGGUGGGCUGGGAACAGUGGCAGGCCUAGGUGUGGGGGCAUGGCCGUGGGGGGGCCGCAUCCCGUCCUCCACCCUGCAACGGGACAGGCGCUGGGGCUGGGGCUCCUGGGGCGGGGGCGCAUCCAGGGGAGCUCCCAGACUCUCCGAGCUCAGGCCCUGGCUGAGCGGAGGGACGGCCGGGGUCGCAGGAGGUGGAGGUAGCACUGGGGUAGGAGGAGUGGUGGAGAAAGGAGGCAGGGGGAGAUGUUCCCGCAGGGUCUGGGUUCUCCUCGGCUCGCUGGUUCUCAUCUUUCUCACCUCGCUCUUCUUCUCCAUCUCGCUCCGUGGGGGCGUCAGCUUCAACUACCUCGAGCCGCCUGGGUGGGAGGAGUCGAGGCGGGUGAAGCUAGUGCCCAGCUACGUGGGCGCACACAGGCUGUCACCACCCGACACCCCGCAGCAGAGGACAUGUGCCUGCCCACGCUGUGUCGGAGACCCCGGCACCUCUGAUUGGUUUGAUGAGAACUACGAACCGGACAUCUCGCCUGUUUGGACCAGAGACAACAUCCAGCUGCCCUCUGAUGUCUACUACUGGUGGGUGAUGUUACAGCCCCAGUUUAAACCCCACAGCAUCAAGCAGGUGCUGCUGAGGUUGUUCCAGGUGAUUCCAGGAAGGUCGCCGUACGGCUCUUGGGAUCCAGGCCGCUGCCUGCGCUGCGCCGUGGUGGGGAACUCAGGAAACCUCCGCGGGGCCGGAUAUGGGGAGACCAUAGACGGGCACAACUACAUCAUGAGGAUAAACCUGGCCCCCACGGUUGGCUAUGAAGUAGACGCCGGCAGCCAUACCACUCACCACUUCAUGUACCCGGAGAGCGCCAAGAACCUGGCAGCCAACGUCAGCUUCGUCCUGGUUCCCUUCAAAACGCUGGAUCUUGUCUGGAUCACCAGUGCUCUGUCCACUGGCCAGAUUCGAUUUACCUACGCUCCAGUGAAGCAGUUCCUCCGCGUAGAUAAAGACAAGGUCCAGAUCUUCAACCCAGCAUUCUUUAAAUACAUCCACGACCGUUGGACCAGACAUAACGGGCGCUACCCCUCCACUGGCAUGCUAGUGCUGUUCUUUGCCCUACAUGUCUGUGAUGAGGUUAAUGUGUUUGGUUUCGGGGCGGACAGCCGGGGAAACUGGCACCACUACUGGGAGCAGAACCGCUACUCCGGAGAGUUCAGGAAGACCGGCGUCCACGACGCUGACUACGAAGCCCAGAUCAUCCAACGGCUGGCCAAGGCUGGCAAAAUCACUGUAUUCCCUGGGAAAUAACCGGCAAACCACCCUGUGUAUCUAAUGUUCCAGCACUGGUACGGCGACAGACACUACGGAGGCUGCUUACAAUGUGUUAAAUAUUCUCGUUUUCACUUAGCUGCACCAGUUUGGGUUCUCAGUUGAGUUAAACCAAACGCUUACAGAAGGUGAGACGAAAUGGACAUAAAAUGGUACCAAAAAAUUAUAUUCCGUUCACUUCCCCUCAUAUUUGGGAGGUUGUUGACAGCUGAUAACUGGGAACGGUGGAACAUGUAGAUCCAAAUGUAGUUCUGUUGACUUAGGACUCAAUUAAAAGUGGGAGUAGACCCUUCAAUUUGACAAUAAAGUAAUGAGCUAGUUUUCAAGGCUUUACCUCUAAGCCAGCGCAACCACACAUAUCUUUCUGAGGGCAGCUUCAACUCAGGAGUGAAAAACAAGUGAGGGCCGGGCAGCAGGAACAGUCACCCAGUGACACAUCUGGACUCAAUCCAGUGGAAAUGUUCACCUUGGAUGAAUGUCUAAUCCUCAAACAAAAAUACAGUACGCCAUGUACUGAAAAGGCCACAGAAAGAGCAGCGCAGGCAUCUAGGAGACUAUUGUUCUACAGCCAUGUGGUGUCUGACGGCAACAAAGUGUGUUAAAAACAUACCCUUCUUCAUGAGAUUGCCACUACGGACACAGACUGUGGAGCUUUCAUAAGCCAGUGUGCUGUUCAACAUUUUGAGACUGGAUGAGUCAUUUUCCCUGUCUUACAGAACCCUGGGCCACCUCCUGGAGAAAGAAUUGUUCUUUUCAGAUCCUAUACGAGGCCUCACUUGCCACUUUUCACUGUCAUAACUCCCCUUUAUGUGAGUUCUGCCUCACAAGACAGUCUUACGAGUACCUUGUCCUAUCUAUGAUGGGUUGUAAAAUGGCUGGAUAUGAGACGAUAGGUGAUUGCUAUGAGUUUAUAUGGUAUGACUGCCCUCUAUAACCCCCCUGGUCCUUACCAGGCAGGCUUAGCAAGGCCUUGACACUUUGCAGCAGACUCCAAGAAACACAGUUCUGCCUUUUGGCCAUUGUGACUCAGAAAGAUCACUGCAGCACUAGCAUGAACUGCAGCUUCUGUAGAGCCAGCUAGUCUGGUUUUGAACACCAGGCCCUGCUACACUCUUUAUACACAUCCAGACACAGGGACAAGUGUUCUGGGAGAGCGUUGGUUUGACUGCUUGAGACUCUAAUGAGGCCAAAAGUCCAUCUCCGGGGAUUUCAUGUUUGGUUGGAGGCAUGCUGGUUUCUGGACCGGAGUUUAAUCCCCAUGUGGUCUGUCAGGAUCUAAUUUGAGUGAGGAGGACUGAAGAGCUGGGGCAUGAAGACCCAGUCUGACAAAGCCAGCAUGAGAAACACAUAAUUUGCUCUAGUGUUUUUAAGGAUGUAAGGAAGGUUCGCUGCUGUUUAUGUGCAGUAAACUCCCCAACUACACAAACUGUACUGGGUUCACCACUUUGAAUUUUCAAAGGACUUAUUUUCCCUUUCACAGACCUGAAACUCCAACCUGGCUCGUGUUUCCCAGUGGACUUAGAGACUGCCAGGAGCAUUUUGCCCCAGAUUAAAGCCCAUAUGAUGGGGUGAAAGAAAACCCCACUGGAUCUGGGAAUUCUUUAACCUGUCAGCAUCUUAGCUUCAUUAACCACUAGCCCUAGUCCCUGCUCAGACAAUUAAAACUGGUGGAGCCACCAGACGCCUUAGACUUCACCUCCGUACCACAGAACCAUUCUGAUAUUCACGAUGAUGGCAUAUCUCCCUGCAGACUGCAGAUUUUUAUUUGUUAGCUUUAUGUACUGUUUAGCUUUGUUGGGCAGGAUUUAUACUAUUGGCUCAGAUUAGAUUUUCUUUUCCACCCAGGUGGCACAUUAACGUUUUUUUACUGUGAUGUGGUAUCAUCAAAUAAUACCCAUUUACACAUUUAUAGCCUCCAAACAAAUAUCAGUCAUGGGAGUGCUGCAGACAGUAUUGAAAACAGAAACAUUAGUGGAAACAUAAAAUGUGUACCACAGAGAGGAAGGAAAAUAUAAGUAUGUGGUUUGAGCUGAGGAUGUAAAUCCAUCCAAAGAUGUGUUUAUCAAGAAGCAGCUGGUGGCUGAUACGUAAGAGUGUUCAGGGUUCCCAUGCAGGUCCAGAAAAUAGGGAGGAGUAGUAGCUGAAUAAGUCUUUCAAGGUGCUAAAUUGUAUUUUUACUGCCCCUUGACACCAAACUAAUGUAGGUAUGCAGGGGUUUGAAUGAUCAUUGAUCAGCUGAGAGCUUAACUCCCUUUCCAGACUGUACUCUCUUUAGGAACAAAUUAGGAUUGAUGUCAGAUGCAGGCUACUUUAAGUGAUAGAAGUCAAAAAUAGACAAAGAUUACUCAAAGCCCCUGAAAACUUGGAAAAAGUACAAUAAUAUUAAAUAUUCAAAUAAGCGACAUUCAAUGUGUAAGGUACCAUGUGGACCACUAGUAGCGCUAUAUGGAGUUUUUAUGUGUGCGUACAUCAGAACAAGGAAUCACAUGCAAUCACGCAUACUCAUUCCUGCCUGUGAUUUCACACUAUUGCACAGAUUUACAGGUGGCAGUAACGUGACAAGAAAUUCAGCAAUGCUAACGCAAGGCUAUAAGGUGAGGUAAAAAAAAAAAAAAAUCCAAAAUGGUCUGAAAGAAUUUUAAUUAUCUAAAUCUGUGAAUAGGGGCCAGCCGCUGCAGCAGAUGGUAUUUUCAUAUGAAAUAACACCUGUGUGUGUGUGUGUGUGUGUGUGUGUGUGUGUGUGUGUGUGUGUGAGAACAGAGCAUGUUGUUGCACAUCUCUAUGAGUCCGUUGUUAAAACUUAAGGGAUUUAACCACAUGACAUUGUGAAGCGAAGCUUUUCAAUUUUUUCAUGUAGUUUAACUAUUUCUCUUGCUGAGAAAGUACGCACUCACAAAAUGAGGAGGGUUGGGGUGUUAUAGUGCUCCACAGUGAAGAACUGUGCCUCCUAUGCUGAUAUCAGUUCUGUUGGUAUAUUCUUAUAUUAUCUAUGGAUGAUAUUGUGUAAACACAUGCGACUCUCAUGUAUUGCCGUUGUUCUUUAUCAGCUUUCAGUGUUUUUAUCCUACUUUGCAUUAGACAGGUUUUAUAGGACACUUCUGGUGUUGAGCUGGGCUCAUUUUAAGAGGCAGUGCGAGCAAUUCUGGACAUAUUGUUUGUUUCUGUGUGUCUCUCUCUCUCUGUCACACACUCACGCACACACAUUCAUGCUUUCGUGCCUUGUCCUGCUGCUGGAUGUCACUCACCUACAUCUUUUUUUAGUGUUUCUCACACAAACACACACACACACACACACACACACACACACACACACACACACACACACACACACACACACACACACACACACACACACACACACCUUCUGGCUGAGAGCUGUGCCUUCUGAGCUGUGUAUACACACACACACACACACACAUACACCUACAAACGCACUCUGCCUUCUGCAACUGUUUUGUACACUGACAUUGUUUUUGAGCACUCGCUGUAGGCUAAAGGAGAGGAUAGUGAUGCAGUGAGACUUGCUGUGAAUGCAUAUUAGGCCAUUUGUUACAUUUUUAAAAUUUUUUUUUAACUUAUAGUGCAUACUUUUGAGGCAUUUCUGCUUUUCUAGAUAACAUUUAGUGUAGAAUGGCAGGACAGAUGGCAGACAGAAAGGGUCAUCCGCUGGUUUUAAGCCCACAGAGUUGCAGGUACCUGUCCUAUCUUUCUGUAUCUGUUUUGAACUACACAGCGACUGCAGAAUAGCAAGUGGCAACGAUGACACAGCGUCUAAAGGUUCAGGCAUAUCAGUGAACUGCCGCUUCAGUGUUUUCUUUCAUCUACUGUGGUCCUGUGUUAUUGAUGUUUGUUUCCCGGGAUGCUCCCUCCAACUUCAAAAUGAAAGUGUAAAUUGUUGUGGAGAUAACACGGCUUUCAUCACAACAUUUCUGGCCUCUCUGGAGGGAGAAGAACACAUUCCUAUCACAUUCUUGCAGCCUGCAGUGGGUAGUAAAGUCAUAAUGGUCCACUAUGCCCCCAAACAAGGCGAGGGCCCUAUAUAGCAUGGAAACUGUUAUCAGCUGCCUCACUUUCUCACAGUUGUAGACCAGAGCCUUGUGAUCAGAUAGAGAGGGAAGCAGGGUGAUCCCUCUCUGCUGUGAUAGCCCGAAUUAGAGUUGAGGUACGGUACAUGACACAGAUCUGACCGUGUUCCCUGUAGCCUCUGUAACCUAAAGUAGGUCUUUUCUCCUGUCGCUGACCCAAUACACUGAUUCUUUUCCCCCCUCUGGAGUUGAUUCUUGAAAUAAUUGGAAAAAGCACCACUUUUCAGGUCAGUGUCUGUGCCGUGGCUGUGUCAGGAACAUAAAUCAGGAAAUAAAGAGCUGUGUCGGUUGGGAGCAUUUUGGGAAACGUGGUCCUUCAUUGUGGCUUUUUUGAAAAAACAGGUGACAGUAAGAUGUCCAGGGAGCUGCGUGUUUUCUCAGGUGAAAUCUGCAUGUGUGCUUCAGUCCUCUGAUAACGGGGACAGAAGUCAAAUGAAGCUGACUUCCGUGGUGACCUUAUGUCACAACUUAAAGUGAACUGAUUUCUUUUUAGCAUAGUUUUUUAUUUUAUUUUUUUUAUUCCAGGCCCUAAAUAUCCCUGCACUAAAAUCAUUUUUGUUCUAUUUUGCUGUUAGUGGAUUCCAGGUUCCUCUCUCACCCAGGACUAUUUAUAUACUGUUAUGUCUCACACAGUAUGUGCUGAGGCACAUUUCAGUAAAGCCACAAACAUCCAAUUACCGAUGCCCUGAAAACUUGUUAUCAGGCAUGUGCGACUGCUCAAAGCAGCAGACACAACAACAACAACUGGUGUUUACCACAAUUAGCAUUUUCCUGGAUAGAAAAAGAGGCACAUUAAACUCAUUAAAUACUACUUGGGGGGGGGUAUUGAACUGAAUAGUCGGAAAUUGAAAGCACACCUGUUCAACUCAGAAAGGUGGACACUGAUGUUUUUAUGUCAGAGGGAGAAUAUCUGUACAGCAUCUCUAUCCCUUACAUGCAGUCAAAGGAAUAGUUUGACAUUUUGGGAAAUACAAUUUUUCCACCAGGGUGAGAAGAUAUAAGGCUACAGCCAAAGACUGGAAACUGCUAGCCAGCUAGUCUCGACAACGUCAAACUAUGUUCCUCAUUGCUGAGCUAAAGUUAACGCAAAAUCAGAAAAUGUGUGGCAGUCUGGCAGGGGAAACCAACCUAGGCAGCUGUAACACAAGAUAAUCUGUGCCAGAGAAAAGGAGAUCACAGCUCUUGUGGCUUGAAAAAUACUUUAAUACCACUCUCAUCCCAACCUGUUUCUGUCCAGUUGCUAUGGCUGCAGCUUUGUGUCGCUCUGAGGUAAUGGAGAAUAGCUUUCUGCAGCAGGGACAGAAAGAGCUUUGAGGAACAAAUACAUCCUGAUCAAAACACUGCCAGGCCAGGCUGUUGGCAUCAUGACAUCGGCUGCGCCUGUAGCCAGCGCACAGUGGAGUUUGAGGUGGAGGUGAGGACAGCCGCAGGCAGCUCUUCCCUCAUCAGUUCACUGGUCUGCAUUGAACAGAAACGGCUCUUUAGCAGCAGUCACUGAGCUGCAAGCUGCACAUAUCAGACUGUCUCUGUGGACUGUAACGCUAACACUCAUACCACUGUCAGCUAUUGUGCUAGUACUCUGCAAUCACUACUGCAACACACUGCACUUAUUAAGGAGACUAGUGAAUAUAUGUCUGCAGUAACAGCAAACUUGCCGGUGGCUCACUUGAAACAGAUACUAUAGGAGAAUAAAAAAAAAAAAAAAAGAGUAGCGCAGGGAUUUAGAGAGUUCAGUGUUUCAGUUUGGAUGGGUGAAAUCUUUCCACGUGGGUGAUUUCCUGCUGUCUGGAUCUGUCAUCGUCUAGUCCCCGGCUUUAAUGUCUCAUUAUUCAGUAGGACUACCUUUUGAACAAGGUAGUACAUGUGUAGUUACCACAUUGAAACAUCUGUAUGAUAUGUGAUUUGACUCUUUGUAUCUUAUGCUAUUGUAAAAAUAAAAGCUUCAUGAAACACGA
Molecule: messenger RNA, 7543 nt
Organism: Micropterus dolomieu (smallmouth bass)
Lineage: Eukaryota; Metazoa; Chordata; Actinopteri; Centrarchiformes; Centrarchidae
Gene: st3gal2
Product: ST3 beta-galactoside alpha-2,3-sialyltransferase 2
Exons: 9
Coding region: 1-1482 (493 amino acids)
Molecular function (GO): beta-galactoside (CMP) alpha-2,3-sialyltransferase activity
Source: RefSeq, a predicted model, not a curated record